This is a messenger RNA of Loxodonta africana (African savanna elephant), 10285 nucleotides long. It is a transcript of the gene BRWD1, whose product is annotated as bromodomain and WD repeat domain containing 1. Bases 83 to 6910 code for a protein of 2275 amino acids. The record is from RefSeq and is a predicted model, not a curated record. NCBI's taxonomy places the organism in Eukaryota, Metazoa, Chordata, Mammalia, Proboscidea, Elephantidae. Gene Ontology annotation, biological process: regulation of transcription by RNA polymerase II; cytoskeleton organization; regulation of cell shape. Gene Ontology annotation, cellular component: nucleus. Gene Ontology annotation, molecular function: protein binding. The transcript is spliced from 41 exons.
AGAGGGACGCUGGACCGGUCAGGCCUCGACGCGGCCUAGACGCUUCGCUCGCCCGCUCCCGCCUCCCUCCCCGCGCGCGGCCAUGGCGGAGCCCUCGCCCGCCCGACGCCCAGUGCCCCUCAUCGAGUCAGAGCUGUACUUCCUCAUCGCCCGGUACCUAUCGGCGGGCCCAUGUCGGAGAGCGGCCCAGGUGCUGGUGCAGGAGCUGGAGCAGUACCAGUUGUUGCCGAAGAGGUUGGAUUGGGAGGGCAAUGAGCACAACAGGAGCUACGAGGAAUUGGUCUUGUCCAAUAAGCACGUGGCUCCUGAUCAUCUGUUGCAAAUCUGUCAGCGCAUUGGUCCUAUUUUGGAUAAAGAAAUUCCACCCAGUAUUUCAAGAGUGACUUCUUUGCUUGGUGCAGGAAGGCAGUCUUUGCUACGUACAGCAAAAGACUGCAGGCACACAGUUUGGAAGGGCUCUGCCUUUGCUGCUCUUCAUAGAGGAAGACCUCCUGAAAUGCCCGUGAAUUAUGGGUCCCCACCAAACCUUGUGGAGAUUCAUCGAGGAAGACAACUCACAGGGUGUUCCAAUUUUAGCACAGCAUUUCCAGGAACUAUGUAUCAGCAUUUAAAAAUGCACAGAAGGAUUCUGGGACAUCUCUCUGCUGUUUACUGUGUAGCAUUUGACAGAACAGGACAUAGGAUCUUUACGGGGUCAGAUGAUUGUUUGGUAAAGAUUUGGUCAACACAUAAUGGCCGCCUGUUAUCCACGUUAAGAGGUCAUUCUGCAGAAAUUUCAGAUAUGGCAGUAAACUACGAGAAUACAAUGAUUGCUGCUGGGAGCUGUGAUAAAAUAAUUAGAGUGUGGUGCUUGAGAACUUGUGCCCCAGUUGCUGUGCUCCAGGGACACACGGGAUCAAUUACAUCUUUACAGUUUAGCCCGAUGGCCAAAGGCUCUCAAAGAUACAUGGUCUCCACUGGUGCUGAUGGGACGGUUUGCUUUUGGCAGUGGGAUUUAGAAUCCUUGAAAUUCAGCCCACGUCCUCUGAAGUUCACUGAAAAGCCUAGGCCAGGCGUUCAGAUGCUUUGUUCUUCUUUUAGUGUUGGUGGUAUGUUUUUAGCCACAGGUAGUACUGACCAUGUAAUCAGAAUGUAUUUUUUGGGUUUUGAAGCACCCGAAAAAAUUGCAGAACUUGAAAGCCACACUGAUAAAGUUGAUAGUAUCCAAUUUUGUAACAAUGGUGACAGGUUCUUAAGUGGUAGCAGAGAUGGAACAGCACGAAUUUGGAGAUUUGAGCAGUUAGAAUGGAGAAGCAUUUUACUGGAUAUGUCUACCAGAAUGUCAGGGGACUUAUCUUCAGAAGAGGAAAGAUUUAUGAAACCCAAAGUAACAAUGAUAGCUUGGAAUCAGGAUGAUAGCAUUGUCGUCACAGCUGUGAAUGAUCAUGUCCUCAAAGCCUGGGAUUCUUACACUGGGCAACUGCUUCAUAACUUAUUGGGACACGCUGAUGAAGUGUUUGUUUUGGAGACACAUCCCUUUGAUUCCAGAAUCAUGUUAUCUGCAGGACAUGAUGGCAGCAUAUUUAUAUGGGAUAUUACAAAAGGCACCAAGAUGAAACAUUAUUUUAAUAUGAUUGAAGGGCAAGGAUUUGGAGCUGUGUUUGACUGUAAGUUUUCACAGGACGGACAACAUUUUGCUUGUACAGAUUCCCAUGGGCACCUUAUGAUAUUUGGUUUUGGAUGCAACAAACCAUAUGAAAAGAUUCCUGAUCAGAUGUUCUUCCAUACUGACUAUCGACCACUGAUUAGAGAUUCUAAUAAUUAUGUCUUAGAUGAGCAAACUCAACAGGCUCCUCAUCUUAUGCCUCCACCAUUCCUGGUAGAUGUAGAUGGAAAUCCUCAUCCAACUAAUUAUCAGAGAUUAGUACCAGGCCGAGAAAAUUCCGCAGACGAACAUUUGGUUCCACAGCUAGGCUAUGUGGCAACGAGUGACGGAGAAGUAAUUGAGCAAGUCAUAAGCCUACAAACCAAUGAUAAUGGUGAACGAAGCCCAGAAUCCAACAUUCUUGAUGGGAUGAUAAGACAGUUACAGCAGCAGCAAGAUCAAAGAAUGGGACCAGAUCAGGACCCUCCUCCAAGUGGACUUGCAAAUGGGGAAGAAACACCCAGAAGAGGUUUUAGAAGGCUAAGCUUAGACAUCCAAUCCCCUCCGAAUAUUGGUCUGCGUCGCAGUGGGCAAGUUGAAGGUGUUCGUCAAAUGCAUCAGAAUGCCCCACGUAGUCAGAUGGCUACAGAACGUGACCUGCAAGCUUGGAGACGAAGAGUGGUUGUUCCAGAGGUACCACUAGGCAUAUUUAGGAAAUUAGAAGACUUCAGAAUAGAGAAAGGUGAAGAGGAAAAAAAUCUUUAUAUAAUAGGAAGAAAAAGGAAGACUCUCCAACUUUCACAAAAGUCUGAUUUGGUGGUUUUGACGUCACAGUCUAGGCAAAGAACAUGUAGGCGUAAAUACCCAAAUUAUGGGAGAAGGAAUGUUGGACGGCAUGAGUCCUCUUCUGGAAAUGAAUCUUCAAGCUCUGUAAGGCGUGAGACUUCCUGUGAUCAAAGUGACGGUUCUUAUUCUUCUGAAGAAGAAGAAUGGAGAAGUGAUAGAAAAAGUGAAAGUGACAGCGAAAGUUCAAGUGAUUCUUCAUCUACGUAUUCCGAUUGGACAGCUGAUGCAGGUAUCAAUUUGCAGCCUCCAUUACGAACGUCAUCUCGUCGACGAAUAACUCGAUUUUGUAGUAGUUCAGAGGAUGAAAUGUCUACUGAGAAUUUAUCUCCUCCAAAAAGAAUACGAAAGAGAAAGAAAGAGAAAAAUCCUAAAAAAGAGAAUUUGCGAAGGAUGACCCCGGCAGAGCUUGCAAACAUGGAACAUUUAUAUGAGUUUCAUCCUCCAGUGUGGAUAACUGACACCACACUUCGAAGGUCCCCUUUUGUUCCUCAAAUGGGUGAUGAGGUAAUAUAUUUUCGACAGGGUCAUGAAGCUUAUAUUGAGGCAGUCAGAAGAAAUAACAUUUAUGAACUGAACCCCAACAAGGAGCCAUGGAGAAAAAUGGAUCUCAGGGAUCAAGAAUUGGUAAAAAUAGUUGGAAUACGGUAUGAGGUUGGGCCCCCUACACUGUGUUGUCUCAAACUAGGAUUUAUAGAUCCAGCGACUGGAAAACUCAUGGACAAAUCUUUCUCUAUUAGGUACCAUGAUAUGCCAGAUGUUAUUGACUUUCUUGUAUUGCGUCAAUUUUAUGAUGAAGCAAGACAAAGAAACUGGCAGUCUUGUGACAGAUUCCGCUCUAUAAUUGACGAUGCUUGGUGGUUUGGAACAGUAUUAAGUCAAGAGCCCUAUCAACCACAGUAUCCUGAUAGUCAUUUCCAGUGUUACAUUGUUAGAUGGGACAAUACUGAAAUUGAAAAACUUAGUCCAUGGGACAUGGAACCGAUUCCUGAUAAUGUUGAUCCACCUGAAGAAUUAGGAGCUAGUAUUUCUGUCACUUCAGAUGAGCUAGAGAAAUUGCUCUACAAGCCGCAAGAUGGUGAAUGGGGUCAGAAAUCAAGAGAUGAAGAAUGUGAACGAAUUAUCAGUGGCAUAGAUCAACUCUUGAAUCUUGAUAUAGCAGCAGCUUUUGCAGGCCCAGUUGAUCUAUGUACCUACCCAAAGUACUGUACAGUAGUAGCUUAUCCGACUGAUCUUUACACAAUUCGAAUGAGGCUUGUUAAUCGAUUUUACAGGAGGCUGUCUGCAUUAGUUUGGGAAGUAAGAUACAUCGAACAUAAUGCGAGAACAUUUAAUGAACCUGAGAGUGUAAUUGCAAAAUCAGCUAAGAAGAUAACUGACCAACUUUUAAAAUUUAUCAAGAAUCAAGAUUGUACAAAUAUCUCAGAACUUACUAACACGUCUGAAAAUGAUGAGCAAAAUGCCGAGGAUUUGGACGAUAGCGAUCUUCCUAAAACAUCUUCUGGAAGAAGGAGAGUCCAUGAUUGGAAAAAAAGGAGCAGCAAAGCAACCAACUAUGUUGAAAGCAACUGGAAGAAACAGUGUAAGGAACUAGUGCACUUAAUUUUUCAGUGUGAAGAUUCUGAACCAUUUAGACAACCUGUUGAUUUGGUUGAAUAUCCAGACUAUCGAGAGAUCAUAGAUACGCCAAUGGAUUUUGGAACAGUAAGGGAAACGCUGGAAGCGGGAAAUUACGACAGUCCUUUGGAAUUUUGCAAAGACAUCCGGUUGAUAUUUAGCAAUGCAAAAGCAUAUACACCAAACAAAAGAUCAAAGAUUUACAGUAUGACCUUGAGAUUGUCUGCCUUAUUUGAAGAAAAAAUGAAGAAAAUCUCCUCUGAUUUUAAAAUUGGUCAAAAAUUUAGUGAAAAACUUCGAAGAAGCCAGAGGUUCAAGAGACGACAAAAUUGUAACCGUGUCAGUCAGGCUAACAAAAGUACCAGAAAUGUCAAGCAGAGUCGGGCGAAAUCUCAGAGAAAAGUAAUUCCUGAGUUGGUAGGUUCUCCUACCCAGUCUACCUCAGGUAGGGCAGGUUAUUCUGCGAGCCAGAAGACAAGUGUUAGUAUAUCUUCAGGUAUCACUUCUGGUGACUCUUCAGAUUCGGAGGGAUCAGUGGAAAGAAUGAGAAGAAGUAGACCUGUAACACUAAAUACUGGUUCUACGUUAUCUGAAAGUGAAAUGGAAGAUUCUUCAGCUACCUCUUCUUCAUCUUCAGCUUCAGAUAGUUCAGAGGAAAGUAAAGACAGUUCAAGACCUCGUGAACUGUCCUUACGUAGUGGGGUGUCCAGGAGCAGCAGCCUCAGGGUAACCAGAACUAGAGCUGCUCAAAGAAAAACUGGUCCUGUCUCUUUAGAAAAUGGAUGUGGCAGAAAAGCCACUCGAAAGAGAGUCUGUUUAAGUGACUCUGAUGAUAACUCAUUGCAGACUGGUGAAAUUUUAAAAGCCAGAGCUAGAAAUAACCGUAAAGUCCUGCGAAAGUGUGCUGCUGUGGCUGCCAAUAAAAUAAAGUUAAUGAGUGAUGUAGAAGAGAAUUCUAGCUCCGAAAGUGUGUGCUCUGGCCGCAAGCUGCCUCACCGUGAUGCUUCUGCUGCAGCUAAAAAAAAGUUAUUACAUAAUUCUGAAGAUGAUCAGAGCUUAAAGUCAGAUAUAGAAGAAGAGUUAAAAAAUCAGCAUCAGCCAUCACCAGUGUCCACAUCUCACGUUGCCCGGAAGACUAUCCGUGAAUCUGAAAAUGGAGAUUCAGAGUCAGAAAGUGAUUUGAGAGUUGCUCGCAAAAAUUGGCAUGCUAAUGGUUGUAAGUCCCAUACUCCAACAACUUCUAAAGCAAAAUUUCUUAAAAUAGAGUCUUCCGAGGAGGACUCUAAAAGCCAUGAUUCAGAUAAUGGACAUGAAAGAACUGCUUGCCCAUCAACCUCUGGGCAGAAACUGAAGGCAGAUGAUGGCUCGGAGGAAGAGGAGGAAAAAGAUUUUGAACCAGGGAAACGUGAGAGUAGAAAAUAUAAUAUGUGUCGCAAGAAUGCUACUUCCUUUAAAAAAGCAAAGAUUUUGAGUGAUUCAGAGAACUUUGAAUCUGAAGAUGAUGGUAGAGAAGAUAGAAGAUGUCACAAAAUGAAAACUAAUCUAAUUUCAGGGAAUUUGAAAUCUGAGUCUGUUGCUGGGUCCCAGUUUUCCUCAGAGCAUGCAUCUGAAACGGAUUUGGAUUCAGAUGAUGACAAAACAAAAGGAAAAUUAAACAGUUUUAUGAGAGAUUCUACAUCACGAGACAGUGGACACAGCCACAGAGUUUCCAGGAAAAGGGUCUGUUCCAGUGAAUCAGACAGCAAUUCAAAGGUGGUUAAGAAAUCAUUAAAAGUUAAAACGAGUCUCCUAAGGAUUCCCCGAAGAUGUGCAGCUUCAGCUGCCAAUAAGAUCAAGCUAAUGAGUGAUGUAGAAGAUGUCAACUUAGGAAAUAUGUGCCCUAGAAAUAAAAAUGGAAGGAAAAAAUCCCUCCAUUCGGCCUGCACCACAGCUAAGAAAAUGUUGAGUGAUUCUGAGGGAGAUGUACACUGUGAAGUGCCAAAUGAACAGCAUGCCUAUGAAGGUAAGCCACCAGAAGCUGACUCAGAAGGUAGUACAAAAAGUGUCAGUCGGUCUUUCCAUGGAGACUCGGACUCUGAAAGUACUGUAAAUUCACAACACAAGAACAGGCGUAUCAGUAGUCAUAAAACAAAUGUUGCAUCUUCUAAAACAAAAAAUUCUUUGAUUGAGUCUUCGGAAGACGAUUCAAAAAGCCAUAUUCCAAGGGGUAAGAUUGGUAGAAAAUUUCCUUCUGGGUCAACUUUGCUGCAGAAAGCUCCUGCAGAGAAUAACUUUGAAGAGGAACUGAACUAUGGCCUACGCAGGUGGAAUGGCAGAAGACUCCGGACCUAUGGGAAGGCUCCCUUCAGCAAGACGAAAGUGAUUCGUGAUUCACAGGAUGCAGGAGAGAUGGAAAUUAAAAGGAAGCGACGGCGUUCUGAAUUGGAAAAUGUGAACAUUUCUGAAACAACAGGGAGUUCAAAGUUUGAACCUGACACUAGUCCCAAAUCUGAUUCAGAUUUGGGAUCUGUCACUGAAUCAGAUAUUGACUGUAGUGAUAAUAAAAUAACCAAAAAAAGGAAAACGAAAGGAAAAGCAAAAGUAGUUAGAAAAGGUAAAACUUUUACAGCUACCGUAUCUAAAACUGUGAGACAACAACGACACAGCAAACGACCUAGGUUAAAUGUGGAUGACAAUGACUGGGAGGAUUUGGACUGUGCAAAAUCUAAAAGAGUUCUUCGACGUUCAAAAAUAAAAACGAGAAAUCAGGGUAGAAGGACUGUGAGAUACCAUGAUGGGGAUGAUGAUAGAAGCUUAGAAAAUGUGUUAGAUGAUUGCACCUUAUGACCUUGAGGGAAAACCCGUUCAUUUACAUAGAAAAUGAACUGGGAUUUAUGGUGAAAGCUGGUUGUUGAAAUUAUUUUUUUGUCCUACAAUUCAGGGAAUAUAUUUAUAUUUUUCUAUGAAAAGUUAUGAAUGUGACAAAAUCAUGACUGUUAUUUUAUUUGCACUUGCUUGCUUUUGUAGCAGCAUUCAGCACAGGUGCCAAAAUAUGCUUCAUUUUGGGGGCAGAUCUACUUUUGACAGUAUUUGACUACAUAUAGCAAGAGUUUGAAAUCUGGUAAACACUAGACAUUCUGGUUAUCAAAACCAACGAGCAUUACUUUCACAGUCGCAGGUGUCAUGCAGUUAUUAUUUUUUUAAUUUGUCAAGAGGUGGUAGUUCCUAAUCCCCCGUCUUACAGUAGUAUAACAAUUUCAUAUGACCUAUGUUUACAGAUUUUUGAUAUUAUAUACAUACUGACAUUAUAAUCAUGGGAGGCAUAACCAUGAUUAGUAGGCAAGGUACCUACCACUUUUUUUUCUCCCUUUCCUGGUUAAACUUUUCUGGCUUCUUUAGUAGAAUACAUUAUACCAGGUUUGGUCAUUUUUAUUGAAAUGGUUUCCAGUUUUCUUCCCAAGUGCUGUUUAGUCUUUCUGUCUGUCUUUUCCUUCUUUCUUAAGGAAAACGUGAUCACUUUUAUUUUAUAAACUUGAAUUUAUGAAGUGCUGGUAAAUUAUUUUUUAAAUGUUUGAGCGUAUUUUUUAAACCUCUAAAAGGCCAGAGCAUAGUUGUAGCAUUUUCUUUAAAAUUGUGCACUAACAAAAUGCGAUUUAAUUUAUCUUCAUUUUGCUCGUCCAUAGUCUUAUUCUGUGAAGUAGAGGAGUUUGUGUGCCUUAGACUUAGGAUAAGUGUUUUUGUUCUUUGUUUUUUUUUAAAUAGUAGAGUGUGCAGGGCAAAAGAGUGUUUAAGUUAUAUGUAGAUUUCCCCCUCUGUAUUGAAAUUGUAGAGUUUUGUUAAGAGUGCAAUUGCAGAUCUCAUUAACAUAGGAAAAUAGUUAAAUGCCAUUCUCUGUCUCUGUUUUAGCUUAUUCCUGCCAAGUGAUUCCCAAGGAUUCUUUUCUCUUAGGGCAACUAAGUGUGUCAUUAUUAAUGACUUCUAGUCUAAAUCUAAGAAAAACCAUCAAAUUUGGUGGAAAAAUAAUUUUGGAAUCCAUUUAAAAAGUGAAACUUCGUUAGAUCAUCAAAUACCAUAGUACUCUUAUUUUCGAGCCAUAUAUUUUUACUUGAUAGGUUAUGUUACUCCAGACAGCGGAGGUGGCCAUUUCAAGCUUAUCUGUGCCUGAAGAUGGACUUGAUUCAGAUGGUUUACAUAUUUAGCAGCUGAGGGGUAUGUUACAGCACCACAACCUUUAAGUUAUUUUUUGGCCCUAUUUGUAUUUCGUUUCAGACAGAAUUAACUUCUUUCCCUUGUGUGUCCUUGAAGUGGCAGAUACGGAGAAGCAUUAGACUCUGGUAUCAGUAUUACAGAAUGUUUUAAGUGUUUGUACUUUUUCAUUAUUGAUUCCAUUGGACCUGGUAGCAAGUUCCUUCUCUUUCUGUUCAGUACGACUCAGAUAGGUGGGGAUAUCUACCUCUCAUUGUGUUGUGUAGACAGCUGCCACUGCUUCACAACUCUGAUGCUCUUCUUCUUGAAGCUCGUGCUGAGUGUGUAGUAGACAGAUUGAUUCAUGAUAAUUGACCUGAGAGAGUUCAUGGGAUCCCCCUUUCUUCCCUCAUUUUUAAAACUGUUGAUAGAUGUUAGUUGCAUUAAUUUAUUUAAACUCUUCUUAAACGUCUCUGUUUUAUAUCUGUUCUCAGGGUUAUAACUCCAUGUUUACCAUCUUCCACAAAAAGGUACCAAAAAAAUCCAUAAAUAAAUAAUGAGACACAUUCAUAAAUACAUAAUUUCUUUGGUAGAAACAUGCUUUGAUGGUUUAGGCUCCAUGAGUAGAACUGUGCUCAACCUUUGGACUGAAUUUACUGGUUAUUGAUUAGCUGGUUAACCAGUUAGUAAUUUCUCAGUUUGUCCAAAGUGGUUAGACCCUUGUGUUUCGAAGCAGUAUUUUGGAUAGUAAAAAAAAAAAAAAAAAAAAGGCAAAGAUUGUACCUGGUGACUUUAAAAGCAUGGUUAUCAAUAGAAAGUUCUCAACUUCUGAAGUAAAACUGAGGGAUUAUGGAAUCAUUCUUAAGGGUUUUUUUUGGUCAUGGUGCUAUUCCUAAGGUCAACUUUGAAUAUGUGACACACACACUCCUAAGUACCUUUAAGGGAAAUUAAUAAAUAAUUAACAGUUAAAAAUGUUUACAUUAAGCUCUAGAACAUGUUUCACUUCUCUUACUGCAAAAUGCGCAGGGAUUUAAUGCACAGAUGUACUUUAACAUGUUUGGGAUCAGUUUGUAUUCUUGAGAAAAAAGACAGAGGGUGGCAAAUUGAAUGUGAAUUGAUCUAGAAAUACGUAAUAUAGUUUUCCGCUGCACUUGAAAUAACUUGAUGGUGAAUAUGAGAAAAAAGACUACUGUGGUUGUGUAUGUCCAAAGUCCUAUGAUUUCACUAUUCUGUUGUUUAAAAGAAAAAGGUUUUGAGGUAUUCAAGUUUAAUUUUUGCAUCCUUUGAGAGAACAUUUUUUGCCAAGGAUAUUAAAAGAUUUUAUACAUUUAAAAGAUAGGUGAGGUUUAAAAAGCCUUCCCACCCCCCAUAUCCUACUUAUUUAAGAUAAGGUAUGCUGACAAUGUGCAGUAACUUCUGAAUAAAGGGGAAAAAUUUGUUCCAUUUUCAGCUAAUUUCUAGGGUGAUCAUUUUUCCCUUUUUUUCUUCUGGGGGAAAUCACUGAUUUAAUCACCUCUUGAUAUAAUCCUUGGAAAGAAUGAUCAUACUAAAGCAUUUGUUCACAACUUCUAAGUUAUAACACAAAGGUUUCUUUCAAAUGGUAGAGUUGUACCUAAAUAAAAGGGGAAAUUAGUUUUAUAAUAAGAGAAUGGGGGAAAAAACUUAUGUUUCAGGAGAAGAUACUUCAGAACCUAGAAGUACAAAUGGAAAAAGAGGAUAUAAAACGAUCCAAUAAAAAUACGUCUAAGGGUACUAGUGUCUAAAAAUAAGAAUAAGACACAUCACUAAAUGUUUUGAGCUUCGUUGGUGGUUGAUCUCAGUAAAAAUGCGUAUUUAAAACAGCAUUGGGUCCAUACUCCAUCAUCGCCUGUCCCUCUUCUGGCCUUUUUUUUUUUUUUUUUUGCUUAGAAUAAUCAGAACACAGAAUUUACUAACUUUACUGUAUUAGAAAUUAAAUUUUAAGCUUUGUCAGUACAAAUUGAAUUUGUGCCAACUGAAAAAAAAAAAAGAGGUUUCCAUUUCAGUAGAAUGCAAAAA